Rana temporaria (common frog) is the source of this 2876-nucleotide messenger RNA. Its product is annotated as zinc finger protein 850-like. The record is from RefSeq and is a predicted model, not a curated record. The coding region runs from base 58 to 2628 and encodes 856 amino acids. The transcript has 5 exons. Gene Ontology annotation, molecular function: DNA-binding transcription factor activity, RNA polymerase II-specific; RNA polymerase II cis-regulatory region sequence-specific DNA binding. Lineage: Eukaryota; Metazoa; Chordata; Amphibia; Anura; Ranidae. Gene Ontology annotation, biological process: regulation of transcription by RNA polymerase II.
AAAGUUGAGGAUAAAGAGGAAGAAGAAGAGAGGUUGGUGAGUGGAGAUCAGCAGUCUAUGGAGGAGGGGGAGAUGAUUACGGAAAGUAAACAGGAGGAAUCUUCUCUACAUAUAGACACAACAGAUGACCAUAAUGUCCGGAAUACGUCUGAGGAAUCUUCUGAUAAAUCACAUACCAGGACUCUAAGAUCUCACAGUAGAAAUACUUUAAUAGAUCCGUCUAUUCCCGAGGAAUUUUCUUCAGGGCAGGAAGGAGAUCACACAGAAGAGAGGUCAUUGUCAUGUUCAGUGUGUGGGAAACUUUUCACACAAAAGAGAAAACUUCUUAGACACGAGAAAUAUCACACCGCUGAGCGUCCAUAUUCAUGUUCAGAGUGCGGGAAGUGUUUCACUAGCAAACAAAACCUUCUUACACACCAGAACAGCCAUACGGGUGUGCGUCCCUAUUCAUGUUCGGAGUGCGGGAAAUGUUACACUCAGCAAAACCACCUACAUAGACAUCAAAGAAGCCACACAGGUGAACGUCCCUUCUCAUGUUCAGAGUGCGGGAAAGGUUUCAAUGAGAAAAAAAGUCUUAUUACACACCAGAGAAGUCACACGGGUGAGCAACCCUAUUCAUGUUCAGAGUGUGGGAAGUGUUUCACUCUGAAAAAAAAUCUUAUUAGACACCAGAAGGUUCACACGGGUGAGCGUCCCUAUUCAUGUUCUGAGUGCGGGAAAGGUUUCAUUGAGAAUGCAAAACUUAUUUUACACCAGAGAAAUCACACAGGCGAGUGUCCUUAUACAUGCUUGGAGUGUGGGAAAUGUUUCAAAUGGAAACAUUCAUUUGAUGCACACCAGAGAAUUCACACGGGUGAGCGUCCCUAUUCAUGUUCAGAGUGCGGGAAAUCUUUCACAAAGAAAGGAGACCUUGUGGAACACCAGAGAAUUCACACAGGUGAGCGUCCUUAUUCAUGUUCAGUGUGCGGGAAAUCUUUCACUCAGAAUGGAGGCCUUGUGUAUCACCAGAGAAUUCACACAGGUGAGCGUCCUUAUUCAUGUUCAGUGUGCGGGAAAUCUUUCAAUCAGAAUGGAAGCCUUGUGUAUCACCAGAGAACUCACAUGAGAACAGAAAGUUUCUCGAAAGCAUGCUGGAAGUGGAGGGAGAUAUUUCUGCAACUGAUAGCAGAGGAGGGUGAAGAACUAAAAGACAUCAAAGAUGAGAUUAAAGAGGAAGAAGAAGAGACGCUGGUGAGUGGAGAUCAGCAGUCUAUGGAGGAGGGGGAGAUGAUUAUGGAAAGUAAACAGGUGGAAUCUUCUCUACAUAUGGACACAACAGAUGACCAUAAUGUCCGGAAUACGUCUGAGGAAUCUUCUGAUAAAUCACAUACCAGGACUCUAAGAUCUCACAGUAGAAAUACUUUAAUAGAUCCGUCUAUUCCCGAGGAAUCUUCUUCAGAGCAGGAAGGAGAUCACACAGAAGAGAGGUCAUUGUCAUGUUCAGUGUGUGGGAAACUUUUCACAAAAAAGAGAGACCUUCUUAAACAUAAAAAAAUUCACACAGGUGAGCGUUCCUAUUCAUGUUCAGAGUGUGGGAAAUGUUUCCCUCAGAAAACAAAACUUUCUAUACAUCAAAGAAGUCACACUGGGGAGCGUCCUUAUUCAUGUUCAGAGUGCGGGAAAUGUUACACUAAGAAAGGAAGCCUUAUUAGACACAAAAGAAGUCACACAGGUGAAUUUUCAUGCUCAGAAUGUGGGAAAUGCUUCACUGACAACCAAAGUCUUCUUACACACCGGUACAGUCACACGGGUGAGCGUCCCUUCUCAUGUUCAGAGUGCGGAAAAUGUUACACAAAGAAAGCUAGCCUUCUUGCACACAAAAGACGUCACACAGGUGAAUUUUCAUGCCCAGAAUGUGGGAAAUGUUUCGCUGACAACCAAAGUCUUCUCACACACCGGUACAGUCACACGGGUGAGCGUCCCUUCUCAUGUUCAGAGUGCGGGAAAUGUUACACUGAGAAAAAAAAACUUAGUAUACAUAAAAGAAGUCACACAGGUGAGUGUUCUUAUUCAUGUUCAGAGUGCGGGAAAGGUUUCAAUGAGAAAAAAACUUUUAUUACACACCAGAGAAGUCACACGGGUGAGCAACCCUAUUCAUGUUCUGAGUGCGGGAAAUGUUUCACUCAGAAAAUAAAUCUUAUUAGACACCAGAAGCUUCAUACGGGGGAGCGUCCCUAUUCAUGUUCAGAGUGCGGGAAAGGUUUCAUUGAGAAAGCACAACUUCUCGUGCACCAGAGAAAUCACACGGGCGAGCAUCCUUAUACAUGCCCAGAGUGUGGGAAAUGUUUCAAAUGGAAAUAUUCAUUCGAUAUACACAAGAAGCAUCACACGGGUGAGCGUCCCUAUUCUUGUUCAGAGUGUGGGAAAUCUUUCUCACUGAAAGGAGACCUUGUGUAUCACCUGAGAAUUCACACAGGUGAGCGUCCUUAUUCAUGUUCAGAGUGCGGGAAAUCCUUCAGGUCGAACGGAGGCCUUGUGUAUCACCAGAGAAUUCACACGGGUGAGGGUCCUUAUUCAUGUUCAGAGUGCGGGAAAUCUUUCACAACAAAAGGAAACCUUGUGAAACACCAGAGAAUUCACAUGAGAUAACGAUCUUUCUCAUAAUAACAGUGGUGUGUUGGGGGAGGGGCGGAAUAUAUUGAAUGUUUUUCAGGUUCGGUUUGAUAGAUCUGAGUCUGCAGGGAUUGAAUUCUAGUAAUAUGAUCCUCUAAACAUACAGAGAUGACUCGGUCCCGCACUCACACAGACCGCACCAUACAACUAAACUGUGCUAAUACAUGGCCAGAUAUGACAAUACAUGGACAACACUUCUUAUUGGUUGAUAUCGGUUUCUGUAC